AAGAAACGGCGAGUGUAAGGUCCAUACUAUACGGUAUGGGAGUUUUGGGAGUUAGGCUUUAGUAAGCUCGUGAUGUCUAUCAUGGGAUUCUAUGUUUUCCAUGUUGCCGUUUUGGCGGUGACUUUAUUAUGCGUGCUCAAGCACGGCUGCCUAUCGAUGAAGCAAAAGCGACAGAUGUUUUAUAUGCCGAAUACGCUGGAUAGUCUGCGCGCGCAGAUUCAGAGCGUGGAGCGGUCACUUUUGGAGUGCAGGCGCAGGAUCGAAUUACUGACAGGCAAGGCGCAGGUACAACAUGCCAAGGCCAACGUUGGCUCCACAGGUAUUGGGAACUGGGGUUGGAUCGGUUUCAUCGAUGAUCGAAGAAGAAAAAGAUCUGUCAGAAUUCGUCAGGUACCCUAUUUCAACUACUACUGGAACGGCCAGUACUAUCAGCUGCAGAACACGCUGAACACACUCAACUCAGAAUACAGCCAGUGUAAUGCCAACUUGCAGAAGACGCUCGCGACCCAACAGCAGAUCAACGACAAGGAGCAGCUGGCCAAACAGCUGUUGCAAGAGAUCGAAGUCGGCGCGACCAACCUGCGCAGCUGCGUCAACUCAGGGGGGCGGACGGAUUUGGAUCUUCAGAGCCUGACCAACUACAUCAAUAACGGCGGGUUUGUCCCCGUGGUGCCAGCACAGACUAGACCACAGGUGUACCAGGCCCCGCCCCCGGCGCCUCCCAUUUGGUGGAUGUACAGAUUUGACGACAGAAGACGAGAAGUCGUGGCAAGUAUCUCCCAAAUGAUCUGGUUCAAAUCCUGA
This is a messenger RNA of Physella acuta, 804 nucleotides long. RefSeq lists its product as uncharacterized. The record is from RefSeq and is a predicted model, not a curated record. Lineage: Eukaryota; Metazoa; Mollusca; Gastropoda; Physidae.